Salvelinus sp. IW2-2015 is the source of this 5398-nucleotide messenger RNA. RefSeq names its product sodium-coupled monocarboxylate transporter 1. NCBI's taxonomy places the organism in Eukaryota, Metazoa, Chordata, Actinopteri, Salmoniformes, Salmonidae. Gene Ontology annotation, molecular function: organic acid:sodium symporter activity. The record is from RefSeq and is a predicted model, not a curated record. Gene Ontology annotation, cellular component: membrane; extracellular exosome. Gene Ontology annotation, biological process: sodium ion transport; propanoate transmembrane transport.
AUAAGGUAGAACAAAAACACACGAAAAUGAUACAACAUAUAAUAAAAAAGUUUGGUCUUAGAGUCCAUAAAUACUGCAGGAGUUCUUGCUGCGGAUCCCAUGCUUCGACAGUUACAACAGUGUCAGGCUGACAAUGCAUGGUGUUUUACCUCAAUAAUAAAACCAACAGUAUAUUUCUAUUGAAUGGUAGAGCAGCCGGCAGGCCAAACACACUUUAUGAAAUCAGAUAUAAAGAUCAUUCCAUUUUACAAUCUUAGAAGGCUGUAUCUGAAUUCUGUAUCUGUUGUCCUUGGGUGAUGAUUAAUUAAAGUUGUAUUUAUGGUUAACCAGCACCAAUAGUGUGUUCUUCCAUGCUUUUGUCAGGACAAGGGGAGCACACAUGGAAGUCUUGCUAAACUGGAGGAUGCUUUGCUAGUAGUUUUCAGCGUUGUUCAACCUCAACAAGUAAGGAAGACUUAUCACAUAGGAAUAUUGGACAUUAGUUCUUGGGAUUCUAGGAUGUUUGUCGAAGGACAUUUCUUUCCAUUGUGGAUGUCUAUUGUAAGUGUCAAAUAACUGCAAUAAUUUCACCACUUAAUCUGUAUUGAUACUGAGGUGCAUAUCUAGUUGACUGAGAAUUUAUGUGCUAUUGGUUCGUUCUCUUGGAAGACUGAAGAAUGGUUGGCCUCAAUUUUAGUAAAAGUGUUUUAUUUUGACAUUCUUGAUAAAAAAUAAAAUAAGAAUUCUACUUUGUGAAAGUUAAAUAAUUCUGUAAUUCAUAUAACAUUCAUUUGAUCGAAUUUUAAAUAGGAAAAAUUGUGUGCAUUGGAAAGAAAGGAAAUUAAAUAUUAGCAACAUUGCCUUACAAUCAACCUGUAAGAUCUAAGUUACGAGCAGUGGGUGAAGGUGUUUAGAUAGUAAAGGUGAGAUAAGUGUUGGUCCCUGCCUGAGAGAUCUCUUCUGGGCUCAUUAACCAUGACGAUGGGCACAGGGGGCCCCGUGGCCUCGUUCUCGGUGUGGGACUAUGUGGUGUUUGUGGGCACAGUCCUGGGGGCGGCUGGCAUUGGCCUGUUCCAAGCCAUCCGGGGCCGCAAGAACAACAACAGCGGCGAGUUCCUGCUGGGGGGCCGUCAGAUGACAGCGGUGCCCGUUGCCAUGUCCCUCACUGCCAGCUUCAUGUCUGGCAUCACCGUGAUCGGCACGCCAGUCGAAGCCUAUCGGUUUGGGACGGACUACUGGAUCUUUGCCAUCUCCUAUGCCAUCAUGUCCAUCAUCACCGCCGAGAUUUUUGUCCCUCUCUUCUACCGCCUGGGCAUCACCAGCACCUAUGAGUAUCUGGAGAUGCGCUUUAAUAAGUUGAUUCGGGUGAUCGGGACAUCCAUGUACAUCACACAAACGGCCCUGUACACUGGUAUGGUCAUCUAUGCGCCUGCUCUCGCACUCAAUCAAAUCACAGGGAUGAACCUCUGGGGAGUGCUGGUGGCCACUGGGGUGGUGUGCAUCCUCUACUGUACCCUGGGAGGUCUGAARGCGGUGAUAUGGACAGACGUGUUUCAGAUGGUGAUCAUGUUAGCAGGUUUCRUGGCUGUCAUCGCCAGGGGGGCUGUCAUCCAGGGGGGCCUGGGGAAGAUCUGGGACGACUGCUACCAGGGAGGCAGGCUCAGCGCGUUUGAUUUUGAUCCAGACCCUUUGAAGCGYCACACGUUCUGGACGAUCGUGGUUGGUGGCAGUGURAUGUGGGUGUCCAUUUACUCCAUCAACCAGUCACAGGUGCAGCGUUACAUCUCUUGCAAAACCCUAACCCAAGCCAAACUGUCACUGUAUGGGAAUAUAAUUGGUCUCUGGUUGACUGUGAGCUUAGCAGUGUUCUCCGGCCUCACCAUGUACUCCAUUUACAAAGACUGUGAUCCAUUCACUAACGGUGAUGUAGGGGCUGUUGAUCAGCUGCUYCCUUACCUGGUGAUGGACACUCUGGCAGCCUAUCCUGGAGUCCCUGGAUUGUUUGUGUCUGCAGCAUACAGUGGUACCCUAAGUACUGUGUCCUCCAGCAUCAAUGCGCUGGUGGCUGUCACUGUGGAGGACUUCGUCAGGCCAGUGUGCAAAAACCUGACAGAGAAACAGGUGUCCUGGAUCAACAUGGGCCUCAGUGUUUUCUUCGGGUUUUUGUGCAUUGGGAUGGCUGCAAUAGCUUCCCUGAUGGGAAGCAUUUUGCAGGCAGCACUGUCCAUAUUUGGAAUGAUAAGUGGACCUCUUCUUGGACUUUACGUACUAGGCAUGUUCUGGCGCACAGCCAACUCAACAGGGGGACUCACAGGACUGAUUGUGGGCCUUGUUAUUACCCUGUGGGUAGGGAUUGGAGCGCAGAUAUACCCACCCUUAGCUGAUAAGACCAACCCCCUGCCAAUCAGUGUGGCAGGCUGUAACCGCACACAGGACCUGAACUACACCACCCUGACCCCAUGGACCAGUGCAGUAACACUGACCCCUCUGCCUGAUUACAGUGACCGGCCAGCUCUGGCAGACUCAUGGUACUCCCUGUCCUACUUGUACUUCUGUCUCCUGGGCUCUSUGGUGACUGUGAUCGUGGGCCUGGUGGUAAGCGCUAUCACAGGUGGCUGCAAGCAGGAGAAUCUACGCUUGGAUCUCUUUGUAAGGAGAAGUGAUCUAUUCUGCGCUGGCUGUGGCAAGGACUCAGAGGCAUUAGACUCUGAGAUUAAUGAAAAGKCUGGAUCAGAGCUGAAGAAUGGACCAAACAACACUGGAUUCAAAGACUCUCAGUUUAACAUUGUGGAGAAGGAUGUGGAGAAGGUCACUAARAUGUGAUGCUGCCACCAAGCUAAAYGCACCCUGUCAACUGGAGUGCUCCAAGAGAACGAUUUGUCCGCUCACAUUUCCAUUCUAGUUUUAUUGUAAGGAAAUGCAUUGCUAAGAAAAGGAAGCCCAAGUGUGUAAUUACGCAGAUGAAGUCUCUAAUCAGCAGAAAGUGUGUGAAGAAACAAGAACAAAGGACUAGCAUUACUAACCCCAUAUUCAACAGGGUCAAUAUGAACCGUGGGUCCGACAAAAAAUACAUGUUAUUUUCAAUGUAUUGCUGUCGAGAGUUGUAAUAGUAGAGAAUGCACAAGGCACCAAUUCAAAAUGUGUUAGUGYACGGGCAGUUUUCCUCUUGCUAUGUCACUCACUGACAGACUUUAAAGAGCUAUUUAUAACCUGUCAAAAAUGUCCAGUUGAUCAACUAGGUAGCCUAUGGUAGCUAGGUAGGUAUGUUAGGCUAACCARCUAUCUAAAUCUUGUAGUUAUCAUGGCCAGAUUAAUUGACCAGGGGCCUCAACCCCAAAAGCGACCUCCUUUGUUUUUGUUGAGUCACUAAAGUAUCAUGUGAACACACAUAUGACAUGGCAAAAUGUCUAUAAUUGGAGGAAAUUAGCUUUAAAACUGCAACAACAACUAAAAUAAAUCGCCAACAAGAGGGGGGGUGAACAGUUUGGGGUCGAUGGGUUGUGAGGUGGAGGUUUAUGACUUUUCAACAUUGUGUUAAGAUUAUAGAUAAAAUAGGUUUAAUUAAAAAUACAUAAAUUAAAAUGUACAUCUAACCUACUUGUCACUACAAACAAUGGUCUUGUAAUAUGAGCACAUGCAGUUGAUAUGUAAUCAUGUUUAUUUUGUGUUUUACAGCCCUUUAGGCUGACACAAUAUAUUUGACUGGAUAUUCAUUUUGUGGCCAUAAAGAUUGUGCUGACAUGUAUACCGAGUUAGCUUGCUGUGAUUGUCCUUUUUGGGAUUUCUUUCAUUGUCAAGUUGUUUUCACAAACAUGCUUGGUUCAGGGCAAUGAGCUAGACACAAAUGCAUGCUUCUUUCUAAACAGGUUAGGAGCGCAACAGUUAUACUGUAUCUUGUAUGCAUCACAUGCAUCUUUACCGAGGUGACCAUAUUCAUUAUCAACUGUACACUACUAACAUACUACUUCAAUUUUGUUUUCCUGGGGCAAAUACCCAGGGUCACAUACAGUUAACAUGCAGUAGACAAAGCRAUUUGUGCAGCCUACCAUACACAAACAUCCAAAAAAAGGUAGAGAAAUCACAUCCUUCCAUUCUUGCCUCUCCGGAACACUGGUUUAAAUAAUAACUUAAAGAUAACGUAUCUGCAAAAAGUUCUGAUUUGUUGACUGUAAGCCUACAUGUAAAGAGUUUGUCUGACUAAUGACCAGGUCUCCUUGCCAACCAGCAGACAAUAAAGGAAGUGAACACAGAAGAGGACCGCCCACUUCACAUUUCACUGGGCCAUGAAAGCAAGCCUUCUGCUCUCUGCGGUCUGUAGGGAGUGGAUAACAAAGCAAUAAACCAAGUUCCUGGUUUCACUCUCAUGGGUGCUGGCUGUGUAAGGACCAAAGAGAACAUGAUGGCCAUUGAUCACAGACUUUCUCUACCYCUGGCAAGUUUUAUUUUGGCCAUUUCCUUGACUACAACUACAACUCUGACAAGCUCUUCUGAGAGAGGAAAUAAUGCCACUGCCACCACAGAGACAAUGGCUCCAAACCAGACCUACACCACUGCCAUGCCAACUCCUUCAAAUGUCACCGUUGACGGUGCUCUCUCUACUACAAGUUACCAUAACUCAAGUCAGAACAGCACUGGAACAACARCUCACAGUGCCGUGCAGGACAACUCAACAACCACAACAGCACCGGCUGAGAGCUCAAACCCAACCACUGAGUCAACACCAUCAGCUUUGGCCCCUACAGCUAAUGCUACAUCUGCAGCCRUUACAGUCCCGGGUAUAGUCCCCUCCACUCCACCAACCACCCAAGCAGCCAAGAGCACUGAAAACCAAAGCAGUACAUCAAAUAUCCCGCCACAACAAUCSACUAAGAAUCUUCCUCAAACCACCAAUGCCGCCACGUCGAUGACAACAGCAACACAUAAUGUGACACAAGGUUUUGGACUAGACAAUUCAGAAAAAGGCAUGACGGUCUUCUUCAGUGUUGUGCUCGGGGUGUUUGUUCUGGGAAUAUUCAUGUACACGUUGAAUAGAUGGAACCAGAUGAGGCAAUACUCACAUCGGCCUCUCUAUAACAACUCUGAGGGCGAAGUGGGUGGAUCCCUGGCAGCAGACGACACACUCGUAAUUUCAGGAGGACUCUACGAUGGUUCACAAAUCUACAAUCCAACUAUGACAACUACUGAUAUGACGGAGGAUGAGUUCAAUUUGGAUAACCGUCUACAUGUGUCCCAGCCAUCACAGUUCCGMCUGGAGUUCUUAACUGAAGAACGAGAGAGCUCCCCAGGCUAUGAGGCCUCGACCUUUCAUACUUUUCAGCCAAUUGAUGAUGAUUAUUAAUGUCAAAUCUAGCUUCUUUUUUUUAAACAUCACUUUAACAGUUGCAUUGUUUAUACAGUUGAAGUCGGAGGUUUACAUACA